AAGUGUUUCAUCGUCGCCCGAACCGAACUGCACGAGAAUUCCAUGGCCUGAAAGGACAGUGACACAACAGCAAAUAACCCCUCUAAAUUUGCACCAAACAUCGUGUACAUGAGAUUUACAAGCCGACCAAAAAUGAACUACAUGCCAGGAACAGCCAGCCUCAUCGAGGAUAUCGAUAAAAAACAUCUCGUCCUGCUCAGAGAUGGAAGAACAUUGAUCGGCUUUCUCAGAAGCAUUGAUCAGUUUGCCAACCUGGUGCUACAGCAGACGGUGGAGCGGAUCCACGUGGGCAAGAGGUAUGGAGACAUCCCUCGAGGAAUCUUCAUCGUCAGGGGAGAGAACGUCGUCCUCCUGGGGGAGAUCUGUGUGUGUAUACCUGUGAAGGACCUGGAGAAGGAGAGUGACACCAGUCUGCAGCAGGUGUGUAUCGAGGACAUCCUGGAGGAGCAGCGGCUGCAACAGCAGAGCAGGCAGGAGGCAGAGAAGACCAAACACCUGGCCCUGAAGGAGAGAGGCCUGGUCAUGCCCAGACCAGACAUCAUGGACGAAUACGGAGUACAGCACCAAUACUGACCGGUAUACAUACAUACAUACAUGUCCAUGAUACAUGCGCACACACACACACACACACACACACACACACACACGGUCAAUAGAUAAUGAUCCAAGUUCACCAUCUUUACUUUACCUUUGAGAGUGAAUCCCCAAUGUACUGGGCACCUAUGAUAAAGCACCUUAUUUCACAUUCAGAGUUUUAUAUUAUGUUUCCCUAAGAGUAUCAUGGCACUGACAUAAAUGUACAGUAUUUUGUUUGAACCAUUCUUUUAAACUAUUUUGUGAGGUGUAAUGAAAUCUACAUUUUGAUUUGUACAGAAGUGAAAAGAUGAUUAAUCAAAGUUGUACAUCACUGGAAAGGCCUUUGUUUGUAUUAAACAUGUUUAUUUUUUAGAA
This is a messenger RNA of Coregonus clupeaformis (lake whitefish), 951 nucleotides long. RefSeq names its product U6 snRNA-associated Sm-like protein LSm1. The transcript has 4 exons. Gene Ontology annotation, biological process: deadenylation-dependent decapping of nuclear-transcribed mRNA. NCBI's taxonomy places the organism in Eukaryota, Metazoa, Chordata, Actinopteri, Salmoniformes, Salmonidae. The record is from RefSeq and is a predicted model, not a curated record. Gene Ontology annotation, molecular function: RNA cap binding. The coding region runs from base 109 to 573 and encodes 154 amino acids. Gene Ontology annotation, cellular component: P-body; Lsm1-7-Pat1 complex.